Molecule: messenger RNA, 1384 nt
Organism: Prorocentrum cordatum
Lineage: Eukaryota; Dinophyceae; Prorocentrales; Prorocentraceae
Source: the annotation of a GenBank genome assembly
AACCCCGGGGGCCCCGGUCUGCGGCAGCGGCUGCCACCGCUCCUGCGAUUCACGCGACGAGCCGUCAGAGUUCUCCUCGACAUGUGCAGUUGCGGAGUUACCUGGCGAGAACCCACCCGCCUCGUUGGGGCCCUCGAUGGGGAUCGAGCGGAUGGGCCAGCUCUGCCCCGGCCACGUCCGCCACGUCGUCUUCCAAGGCUCAGAGCACCUGCCAGGGACAGGCUGGCGCUGGCGGGCUGGCCUCGCGUCUGUGCACCCUCUUCGUUUUUGCAAGCGCCUGGCGGGGGUCUGCUGGGACGUGGCGCCCUCGUCAGCCUGGCGCUCGAGCUCCGGCGCCGAGCUCGACGAGCUGCGGGGGCGGCAGCUGGCAGCCGUGAGGGGGUCGGUCAUCGACGUGCCGCUCCACCCGGGCCCCCUCCCGCGGGCGGCCGCGCUCGGCUGGGAGUCGGCAGCCCGGGGCCAGCGCCGCAGGCGGCUCGCCGACGCCGCCACGAACCCAGGAUUCCUUCGGAAGCUCAGCGCCGCGCCAGCGAACGCGAAGAGACGCGACGAACAUUGCGACGCCGCGCUGGACUUCGCCGUGGACAAGCCCAGGAAGAACGACCUCAGUGCAUGGGGCGAUCUCCUGGUUCGCUUCAUGGAGUACUUGUGCUUCGAUGGCUGUCCAGUUGGAUCCGCUAGGCGCGCUUUGUCUGGGCGCGCUGGCCGCGACGACUGGCCGAUCCGCGCCCUUGACUGCGCGCCGCUGGCCGAGGAGAUGCUCUGGCUGAUCGUCGAGUUCUUGCUGCGCCAUCGGUCGGGCCCGAUGACGCGCGCGCUCGCCGCCGCUGGCGCGCCCCUUGCCUGGGGCUGCUACUUCAGGCCGCAGGAAACCCUCGACCUGAAGGUCGCAGACGUUGCCCGACCGCAGCCGGCGGCCGACAGUCGGCGGUGGAGCAUCGCCGUCGCCCCAAAGACCGGCGACAAGUCCGCCAAGAACAGGCGGUUCGACGUUGGCGUGGUCGCGGGGGAGUUCGGCCGGACGUGGGCAGAGGACGCCCUCGGGAUCUUUGCGGGGAAGGCGCCGCCGUCUGACCACCUCUUCCACUCGCUGAAUAUGGCCGAGCUGGACAAGAUCUCCGCCGUGUGCUCGGCGGCCCUGGGCCGGGAAGUGGUCGCCCGCGGCAUGAGGCGCGGCGGGCCUUCAACGGGCGCCGUCAAAAGCAUCGCCGCGCUCGCCAUUAUCCAGGCGAGAGGGCGCUGGCAGUGCCUCGACAGCGUCAGGAUCUACAUGAAGCCCGCCGCCCUCCUGAGGUCUGCGAGCCGGCAUGGCCCCGGCCAGAUUGCGAAGGCGCCCCGGUGCAAGAGGGCGGGCCCGAGCCUGGCGGUCGCCGCGCUCCGCCAG